AUGAAUGACUUCAUUAUGCACACGUUAAAGGAAGAAGUCCAUGGAAAGCUAUUGCCAUUAAUGGAUUCAUUGUGUAUAGAGAACAAAGAGGUUGACUUGCAGGAAUUGUUGGGGAGAUUCUCUUUCAAUGUGAUUUGCAAAUUUACAAUGGGGAGUAAUGACGGCGAUGAUGAGAAUAAUAGGUGUUGUUUGAAUCCUAGUUUUCCGAUUUCGCCGUUAGCAAAGGCUUUCGAUGUGGCGGCUGAGAUUUCGGCGAGGCGUGGAGCAGCGCCGUUGUUUUUGGUGUGGAGAGUGAAGAAAUGGCUGAGAGUUGGAUCGGAAAGGAGGUUGAGAGAGGCGGUUAAGGAGGUUCAGACACGUGUCAUGGAAAUGAUUUUAAAUAGAAAGAAAAAGAUGAGUGUAAUGGGAGAGGAAUUUCUUGGUGGUCAAGAUCUCUUGUCACGUCUUAUUUAUUCAGAUCAUGAUGAGGAAGUGAUUAGGGACAUGGUGAUAAGCUUGAUUAUGGCAGGGAGAGACACAACAUCAUCAGCUUUAACAUGGUUCUUUUGGUUACUAUCAAGUCAUUCUGAGAUUGAGCACAUGAUAGUGAAAGAGACAUUGAAUUAUGAUUAUGAUUAUGACUAUGAAUCAUUGAAGAAUAUGAAUUAUUUAAAGGCAUGUCUAUGUGAAGCAAUGAGAUUAUACCCACCAGUGGCAUGGGAUUCAAAGCAUGCCACAUGUGAUGAUAUAUUGCCAUAUGGCACAAUGGUAAGAAGUGGAGAUAGAGUGACCUAUUUUCCAUAUAGAAUGGGGAGAUUGGAGAAUUUAUGGGGAAAAGAUUGGUUUGAAUUUAGACCGGAUCGGUGGUUUAUUGAGCCGGUUGACCCGGGGGAGAAUGAAGUAGUGUUGAAAGAGGUUUGUCCUUUUAAGUUUCCUAUUUUUCAGGGUGGUCCAAGGGUGUGUUUGGGAAAAGAAAUGGCUUUUGUUGAAAUGAAAUAUGUCGUGGCUUCAAUUGUUAGGAGAUUUAAGAUUAGAAUAGUUAGUAGUGAGAAGCCUAUAUUUGUGCCUCUUCUUACGGCGCACAUGGCUGGCAGCUUAAAAGGAUUGGUUUCUAAAAGGGUGUGA
Messenger RNA from Vicia faba (fava bean), 1104 nucleotides. Lineage: Eukaryota; Viridiplantae; Streptophyta; Magnoliopsida; Fabales; Fabaceae. The record is from the annotation of a GenBank genome assembly.